Molecule: messenger RNA, 1234 nt
Organism: Salvia splendens (bonfire salvia)
Lineage: Eukaryota; Viridiplantae; Streptophyta; Magnoliopsida; Lamiales; Lamiaceae
Product: mucin-5AC
Exons: 4
Coding region: 119-994 (291 amino acids)
Source: RefSeq, a predicted model, not a curated record
CCCUGCUCUUUUUUCCCAGCCGACUUUUCCAUCAAAUCUGUGUAUUUAAAAAAACUGCGACGACGCCAUUAUUAACUUAUACAGAUAUCUCCAUCGCUCUUCCACCCCAACAAUUAAAAUGGAUGCAUCAGCUUCAAACAAGCUCCUUUUCAUCUUUCUCCUUUCUCUCUGCUCAUCAGGGUCAUUCCUCGCAAGUGCAAAAAGGAUACACAACCGCAGAAAGUUGAUCCAAACAACUCAACAUGACACCAUGAAUCCUCCUUUCACAGCUACUCCGGUAACUAAUCCAGUGACCACCCCAGUAACCAAUCCGGUGACCACACCAGCCACCGGAACCUACCCACCGCCACUAGUCACCAUUCCUUCCGCCAAUCCAGUCACCGGCACACCCAUUCCGCCCGCCACAGACCCCACCCUCCCGCCCGGAGGCGGCCAACCAGCAGUCAGCACAUAUCCACCAGUCCAAGCGGGGGGGCAGAGCUGGUGCGUGGCACGGGGCGGGGUGCCUGAGUCUGUUCUGCAGAUAGCACUUGAUUAUGCAUGUGGGAUUGGAGGGGCGGAUUGCUCCGCUAUUCAGGACGGCGCCGCCUGCUCUAGUCCAACCACUUUGGAGAAUCACGCAUCCUAUGCAUUCAACGCCUAUUAUCAGAAGAAUCCAGCUCCAACUAGCUGUGAUUUCGGUGGAGCUGCCACCCUCACCAAUGCCAAUCCAAGCUCCGGUUCUUGCGUUUUCCCAACAUCAUCGUCGGCAUCACCGGCAACGGUGUCAACUCCGGGGACAGACUUUUCAUCGGGAGCAGCACCAGCUGGGUUUGGUGGUACAGGUAUUCCUCCAACGGUUUUGAACUCGAGUAACCCGGCACUGGGAGGCGGCAUCGAUGGCUACGGUGAAACUCCUCCCACCGCCAGCAUUUCUUCGGCUUCCGUGACGAUGGCUGGCUUUAUCACCUGCAUCAUUCUGCCACUAUCUACUAUUCUUCAGUUGCGUUUAUGAGUUAGGAACGUAUACAAGUUUUGGGCUGUACAGUUCUUUGCGGGAUAUAUUACUCAUCAAUUUCUAGUGCCCUUUUACUUCUAUUCUAUGUGUAUUCCCACUACCACUAGCUCUGCAUAUACGAGAUGAUAUAACGUAUACAUUAAUUUCCUAGACAAAUUGAUUUGUAUAUUAUGUAGCAACGGGAGGAGCUUGCAAUAUAUAUAUAAGAUGAACAACUAUAUUAUUUGAUGAUCAAAA